Molecule: messenger RNA, 1050 nt
Organism: Aplysia californica (California sea hare)
Lineage: Eukaryota; Metazoa; Mollusca; Gastropoda; Aplysiida; Aplysiidae
Product: cannabinoid receptor type 1B-like
Exons: 1
Coding region: 1-1050 (349 amino acids)
Biological process (GO): G protein-coupled receptor signaling pathway
Cellular component (GO): membrane
Molecular function (GO): G protein-coupled receptor activity
Source: RefSeq, a predicted model, not a curated record
AUGAAUACCACGCCAGUUGUCAGAUCGAACGGCUCUGUGACCCCUCCUUCUAGUUCUGAGUUACCGGAGGACUUGCUGCAGCUGCUACAAUAUAUACUUAUUUUAGGCGUGGCGCUUCCCAGCUCCUUCAUCGGGUGUGUAACGAACGUCCUCAACAUCAUCGUCAUCGCGAGAAUGGACUGGAAGCAAACAAUUAACAUCAGUCUCUUCGCUCUGGCCGUUUCCGAUCUGGUUGGGCUGUUGGGUCUAAUCUGGUUCUGCAUCUGCUUCUCUCCGUGGCUGCAGCAAGCCGAGAACUUGUCCUUUAUCCCGCGAGAAAUUGGCAUAGCUACUGGCAGCUGGGUCCACCUCGUCUUCGCCAGGAUCACGGGAUACCUGACGUUCCUGAUCUCCGCCGAGCGAUGUCUGUGCAUCCUGUUCCCAAUGAAGAUCAAGACGAUGAUAACACCUCGGAGAAUCAAAGCCAUCGUCGUCGGUAUUUUCAUCUGGGGGAUCGGUAUCCAGUACCUGAGUAUUCUCACCUACGAAAUCGGUUGGAAAUUUUCUGAAGAAAAGAAUAAAACUUUGCUCGGAGUCUUGUACAGAGAAAUCGGAAUCGAUAUCGAGCUACCGGUGGUGAUGACGAAUAACGUAAUGAGUCAGUACGUGACAUUCGUGGGGGUCGUGGCUUUCACGGCGAUUCUCGCCAACAGGCUGAAGAGGCAGUCAAAAUGGCGUCAGUCCUCUAGCCAGACGGCUGCCUCGGAAGUCUCCACCAAGCGCGACAUGAGAAUUGUGAAGACGGUGUCUGUGAUUUCUGCCGUCUACAUCGUCUGCUACUUCCCCAACACCAUCAGCUUCUCUUGUCUGCUCAUUGUCCCUGGUUAUGGUCUGUACGGACGGUACGGAAUGUUGUUAGAUUUUGUCACCGUCUGCGCCUAUGUUCUGGAGGUCUUCAACUCAUCCAUUAACACCUUUUUAUACUGGACUUUUAUGGUCCAGUACAGAAGCGAACUCAGACGUCUGUUAAAGUACUGUAGGCCUUCAAGUACUCAGCCCAGCUCACAGUGA